Marmota flaviventris (yellow-bellied marmot) is the source of this 7841-nucleotide messenger RNA. RefSeq names its product solute carrier family 4 member 7 (gene Slc4a7). Gene Ontology annotation, biological process: transmembrane transport; auditory receptor cell development; bicarbonate transport. Gene Ontology annotation, molecular function: sodium:bicarbonate symporter activity; solute:inorganic anion antiporter activity; monoatomic anion transmembrane transporter activity. Gene Ontology annotation, cellular component: plasma membrane; apical plasma membrane; basolateral plasma membrane. NCBI's taxonomy places the organism in Eukaryota, Metazoa, Chordata, Mammalia, Rodentia, Sciuridae. The record is from RefSeq and is a predicted model, not a curated record.
GCCGCGGGCUGGCGGGCCGGCCAUGGAGGCGGAUGGGGCCGGCGAACAGAUGAGACCGCUACUCACCCGGGGUCCUGAUGAAGAAGCUGUUGUGGAUCUUGGCAAAACUAGCUCAACUGUAAACACCAAGUUUGAAAAAGAAGAACUAGAAAGUCACCGAGCUGUGUAUAUUGGAGUUCACGUCCCAUUUAGUAAGGAGAGUCGGCGGCGGCACAGGCAUCGUGGGCACAAACAUCACCACCGGAGAAGGAAAGAUAAAGAAUCAGAUAAGGAAGAUGGACGGGAAUCUCCUCCUUAUGAUACACCCUCCCAGAGAGUUCAGUUCAUCCUUGGUACUGAAGAUGACGAUGAAGAACACAUUCCCCACGAUCUCUUCACGGAAAUGGAUGAACUAUGUUACAGAGAUGGAGAAGAAUAUGAAUGGAAAGAAACUGCCAGAUGGCUAAAAUUUGAAGAGGAUGUUGAAGAUGGUGGUGACCGAUGGAGUAAACCUUAUGUGGCAACUCUCUCUUUGCACAGUCUUUUUGAACUGAGGAGUUGCAUCCUAAAUGGAACAGUCAUGCUAGACAUGAGAGCAAGCACUCUAGAUGAAAUAGCAGACAUGGUGUUAGACAACAUGAUCGCUUCUGGCCAGUUAGAUGAGUCCAUAAGAGAGAAUGUCAGAGAAGCUCUCCUGAAGAGGCAUCAUCACCAGAAUGAGAAAAGAUUCACCAGUCGGAUUCCUCUUGUUCGAUCUUUUGCAGAUAUAGGCAAGAAACAUUCUGACCCUCACUUGCUUGAAAGGAAUGGGGAAGGCCUUUCAGCCUCCCGCCAUUCUUUGCGAACAGGUCUCUCUGCCUCAAACCUUUCAUUGCGAGGAGAAUCGCCUUUAUCUCUUCUUCUCAGUCAUCUUCUUCCUUCUUCAAGAGGUGGAACCCCUGCAGGCUCAAGGUGUACAACCCCAGUUCCCACCCCUCAAAACAGUCCUCCUUCCAGCCCUAGCAUCAGUCGCCUGACCUCCAGAAGUUCCCAACAGAGUCAGCUUCAGGCCCCAGAACUACUGGUUUCACCUGCCAGUGAUGAUAUUCCCACAGUAGUUAUUCAUCCGCCCGAGGAAGACUUAGAAGCACUGAAAGGCCAGGAACAGAAGAAUGAGGAAAAUGUUGACUUAACUCCAGGCAUUUUGGCCUCUCCACAGUCAGCUCCUGGAAACUUGGACAAUAGUAAAAGUGGAGAAAUUAAAGGUAAUGGAAGUGGAGGAAGCAGAGAAAAUAGUACUGUUGACUUCAGCAAGGUUGACAUGAAUUUCAUGAGGAAAAUUCCUACGGGAGCUGAGGCAUCCAAUGUCCUGGUGGGAGAAGUAGACUUUUUGGAAAGACCUAUAAUUGCCUUUGUGAGACUAGCUCCCGCCGUCCUUCUCUCAGGGUUGACUGAGGUCCCUGUUCCUACGAGGUUUUUGUUUUUGUUACUGGGUCCAGCAGGCAAGGCACCACAGUACCAUGAAAUUGGCAGAUCGAUAGCCACUCUCAUGACAGAUGAGAUUUUUCAUGAUGUAGCUUAUAAAGCAAAAGACAGAAAUGACCUCUUAUCUGGAAUUGAUGAAUUUUUAGAUCAAGUAACUGUUUUGCCUCCAGGAGAGUGGGAUCCUUCCAUACGUAUAGAGCCACCCAAAAGUGUUCCUUCUCAGGAAAAGAGAAAGAUUCCAGUGUUUCCCAAUGGAUCUGCCCCUGUAUCUGGUGAGACUCCUAAGGAGGCUGCUCAUCAUGCUGGGCCUGAGCUGCAGAGGACUGGACGGCUUUUUGGUGGUUUGAUACUUGACAUCAAAAGGAAAGCACCUUUUUUCUUGAGUGACUUCAAGGAUGCAUUAAGCCUGCAGUGCCUGGCCUCGAUUCUUUUCCUAUACUGUGCCUGUAUGUCUCCUGUAAUCACUUUUGGAGGGCUGCUUGGAGAAGCUACAGAAGGCAGAAUAAGUGCAAUAGAGUCUCUCUUUGGAGCAUCAUUAACUGGGAUUGCCUAUUCAUUGUUUGCUGGGCAACCUCUAACAAUACUGGGGAGCACAGGUCCAGUUCUAGUGUUUGAAAAAAUUUUAUUUAAAUUCUGCAGAGAUUAUCACCUUUCCUAUCUGUCUUUAAGAACCAGUAUUGGUCUGUGGACUUCUUUCUUGUGCAUUGUUUUGGUUGCAACAGAUGCGAGCAGCCUUGUGUGUUACAUCACUCGGUUUACAGAAGAGGCUUUUGCAGCUCUCAUUUGCAUCAUAUUCAUCUAUGAAGCUUUGGAGAAGCUUUUUCAUUUAGGAGAAAUAUAUGCAUUUAAUAUGCACAACAACUUAAAUAAACUGACCAGCUACUCAUGUGUAUGUAUUGAACCUCCUGACCCUAGUAAUGAAACUCUAGAGCUAUGGAAGAAAGAGAAUAUAACAGCACACAGUAUUUCCUGGGGAAAUCUCACUGUUUCUGAAUGUAAAACCUUUCAUGGUGCAUUUGUAGGAUCAGCUUGUAGUCCUCAUGGACCUUAUAUUCCAGAUGUGCUCUUUUGGUGUGUCAUCUUAUUUUUCACAACAUUUUUUCUGUCUUCAUUCCUCAAGCAAUUUAAGACCAAGCGUUAUUUUCCUACCAAGGUGCGAUCGACAAUCAGUGACUUUGCCGUAUUUCUCACAAUAGUAAUAAUGGUUGCAGUUGACUACCUUGUAGGAGUUCCAUCUCCUAAACUUCAUGUUCCUGAAAAAUUUGAGCCUACUGAUCCAAAUAGGGGCUGGAUCAUAAGCCCAUUGGGAGAUAAUCCUUGGUGGACCUUAUUAAUAGCUGCUAUUCCAGCCCUGCUCUGUACCAUUCUCAUCUUUAUGGAUCAACAAAUUACAGCUGUCAUCAUAAACAGAAAGGAGCACAAAUUGAAGAAAGGAGCUGGCUACCACCUUGAUUUGCUCAUGGUUGGUGUUAUGUUGGGAGUUUGCUCUGUCAUGGGACUUCCAUGGUUUGUGGCUGCAACGGUGUUGUCAAUAAGUCAUGUCAACAGCUUGAAAGUUGAAUCUGAAUGUUCUGCUCCAGGGGAACAACCCAAGUUUUUGGGAAUUCGUGAACAGCGAGUUACAGGACUAAUGAUUUUUAUUCUAAUGGGCCUCUCUGUGUUCAUGACUUCAGUACUAAAGUUUAUUCCAAUGCCUGUUCUAUAUGGUGUUUUCCUUUAUAUGGGAGUUUCCUCAUUGAAAGGAAUUCAGUUUUUUGACCGUAUAAAGUUAUUUGGAAUGCCUGCCAAGCAUCAGCCUGAUUUGAUCUACCUCCGCUAUGUGCCUCUCUGGAAGGUCCAUAUUUUCACAGUCAUUCAGCUUACUUGUCUGGUUCUUUUAUGGGUGAUAAAGGCUUCAGCUGCCGCGGUAGUUUUUCCCAUGAUGGUUCUGGCAUUGGUGUUUGUACGCAAGCUCAUGGACCUGUGUUUCACAAAGAGAGAACUUAGUUGGCUUGAUGAUCUCAUGCCAGAAAGUAAGAAAAAGAAAGAAGAUGACAAAAAGAAAAAAGAAAAAGAGGAAGCUGAACGAAUGCUUCAGGAUGAUGACGACACUGUGCACCUUCCAUUUGAAGGAGGAAGUCUCCUGCAAAUUCCAGUCAAGGCCCUAAAAUACAGUGUUGAUCCCUCAGUUGUUAAUAUAUCAGAUGAAAUGGCCAAAACUGCACAGUGGAAGGCACUUUCCAUGAAUACUGAGAAUGCCAAAGUAACCAGAUCUAACACGAGUCCAGAAAAACCUGUGAGUGUGACAAUAAAUUUUGAAGAUGAACCGUCAAAGAAAUACAUGGAUGCUGAAACUUCGUUAUAGAAUUAAACCAACAGGAAUUAUAUAUAGAUAUAUAUAUAUCUCUAUAUAUAAUGUGUGUGUAUGUGUGUGUGUGUGUGUGUGUGUGUAUGUCAUGUCACUAUAUAUAACAAUAUUGUAUGUCAUGCUAUUUAUGCAUGACCAUUGGGUUUUUUGAAGUGGAAUCUGAAGUUUGUAAUAGGCACCAUGGAUAUUGUGUGUAAUAAUGAAAUGGUCUCUUGGAAGUGAGGUACAUGGUUCUUAUUCAAAUAUUUAUUCUGUUGGGGGAAAGUUUUUCUGUUCCGCAAUAGAAAGACGUGGGGAAAUGCAUUCAAUCUGCUUUUCUUAAAUCUCUUUGUUCACAGCAGCAAUUCAUAUCAACCUCAAGUGAUACGUACUUAGUCCAUAUAUUUAUAAUUUUUACUUGAGUUUCUAAAAAUUUUCAGACUAUUUCACUUUUGUUAGUGCUUUAUAGGAAGAACAGGGUGUAUGCCCAUGCUAUGAUAAAGUACUGUGCCAUGGCUUCUCCGUGCAUUUCAUUUAUGUAGAGUCCAUCAUGUAUCACAAGUGAUGGAAUUUUCUUGACCAUAGAGGUCAAGCGGGAACUUUCUAGAAAGGAAACUAUAGUUUUUAACCUUUAUAUUUUAGGAAUUUUUUUUAAAGCUUAAAAUUUAAUAUCUAGGGUUCCUUUCUGACAGUCAAGUAAAAUUGCAAAUGAUUUGUAAUAGCACCUGCACCAUUGGUAACUUCAUGAAUUUUAGAAACUAUAAAAUACCAGUUUGCAGUAAUUAAAUUUUGCUACCUUUGUAGAAAUUAUUUUCUGAAUAGCUGUACUUUUUAAAAAUUCACAAUUUCCACUCUAUUCUUUACCAUUGCUCUCUUAAAGUAGUUUAGUUUGUAUCAGGUUCAAGUUCUUGCUUAUAAGUAGUAUGAUUAAAUAAUCAGGAGUCAGAAUUCUCUGGAAUGGGUUUGUGAUCAGUAUUAAUUAUUAAGGCUGACCUUUUACUUUCUGUUAUUCUUUCUAUUGCAUAGAUUGUAUUUAAUAGGUGGUUAAACACAAUUUCAUUUAAAAAUAUUUUAUUUAUUUUAAUUGAUACGAUACUUAAAUAUUAUAAAAACAUUUGAAAAGGUAAUACAUAGAGAGUAAAUCAUUAAUGUAAAUACUUGGUGCUCACUUGCAUUUAUGUUUAUUAUCUAAAAACAGUUGACAGAUUUUACAUCUUUGAUAUAAAGCACUGCCAUAUUUCUAUUUUAAAAGGAAAUUAGACAUUUUAUGUAUAGCUCAGAUUGAUGGCAUUCUUCCUAUUUUGUGUUAGUGUUUGUUACUUAGUUUUUCUGAGCUGCCUUUUUAACUUCUAGAAAGUUGUUUUAGCUAUCUUUUAUAUACUCUUAGCUCCACACAAAAUAAAUAAAUGUUUUUCUUGUGAAGCCUGUAGGACUGGAUGAAUGGGGUUGUGAAACUGAUUUGGCAAGAGAAUAAUUUACAAAAUCCAAGUAAAUAUUGAGAAGCCAUAGAAAUACUGAAGAUGGUGACAUGAAUAUUAGGAUGAAAAAUUUAAUGUAAUUCCAAUGUUCCCUUUAUUCAUUUAUAAUGAAAGUAUAAAAGUAUGAGUAAUUGAUCUUAUAGAAGAUCAUGAGAAAUGCCAAAAGCUGGUAUUUUAGCAAUUCUGAGGUGUUUAGAUCCAUUCUGAACUAAAUAAUAACUAUUGUAAUUUCCCCAUCUGAGACUGUUUUGUCAGAGUUUAUAAUAGAUUCAACUUCUGCCUCAGAUGAGAUGUUGGAAAUCUAGCUGCUUUUUCUUUAGAAAUUGUAGAUGGCAUCAUUUGGUACUGCCUAAAAAGAGUUUUAGACUCUUGGCAAUUGAUGGAGAGUAUUACCCAUGGUGCUGAUUAUUGUUAUGAGCUUCCAUUUCAGUGGUUCCUUUCCAUUCAUAGCAGCAUAGUCAUUUCCAAAGUCCCGGUAUCUGCUGCUAUUUUUAAAAAUACCCUGAUGUAUCUAAACUAGAGGAUUUCCUCACAUCAUUUCCUUGUGUUUGGACAUCAAAGGGUUAGCAACUGUACUUAUUUUACAGGAAGUGAUUUUAAAAUUUAAACUGAAAACUACCUGGGAUAUAGUGUUUCUGUGAUUUUAUUUAAUUAUGUAUAGUAAUUGUCCAGUGCCAGAAAAACCAUGACUUGCAAAAUUCUCUGUGUUCAAAAUAUUUUAAGGUGUUUCUGAUUCCUUAUUGGUUUCUGCUUGCUUUUGACUACUUGACUUGCAAAAUGAUAUGAUAUGACUACUCCUCCAUUGAAGAUCGAAGGUAAACUCAUGUUUAAGUAAUUGACUGCUUGUUUUAAGUGGUUAUGGUAUUUCUUCCACUUUUUGAAAAUUACAAUCAUGGAUAGCAUUCAUUGUAAGACAGUGAAAGAUAUAAUUUACUAUAUAUAUUGAUUUUUAAAUGUUGCCUUAAAUAGGUGUAUAUGAGCAGUGCUAAUUGCUAUGUACUGAUUUACCUCAAGGUGCAAAAUAGUUAAACCUGUACAUAUUCCAUUUACAAAAUAAAUUCAAAUAAACAGCCCUGCACUUUCUUAGAUGCCUUGAUUUUCAGAAUAGAGCUUAGUGCUACUGAAUACCCUGGCCAUAGAGCCGCCUCAGGAUAUUCUUUUCUCCACCAUAUUUUUAUUUAUUUAUAGAUGUCUGUUUACAAAGACUAUAAUAAAUUCUGAUGUUGACCAUUUGAAAUUUACUUUCUUCUGAUGGCUGUUUCAAUCUAAAAUAGCAGCUUUUGAGAAAACAAUGAACUAAACUUCCUUAUGAUAAAAGGAUGAUUCUAUAUAUUUUUUAAUAAUACUAGGUAUGUCGAAAUGAAGCACAGUCUUUCAAAAGUGUAUUGAGUGAGUGUGUUGUGUGUAUGUGUGUGAUAUUAUCAAUCUUAAAUCUCUUAGGUUGUUUAAAGAUAUGGCGUACCAAUGUUCAUAUUUGCCAAGUCUUCUGUAAAACAUGUAGGAUAUAAUUUUUAUGUGCUAAUGCAUGUAUUUAUAAAGAUUUGUUUACCACUCAGACUUAAUAACUUUUGUUUUCUACAUCCAAAAAACAUUUCUGUUUCUUCCACAUACUCUGUGUGAAUAAAAUAGCUUUCUAACUUUUUCCUUUCACAAAGGCAGGUUCAAAAUUCUGUAAGAAGAAAAAUGGUCUCUGAAAUUGAGGUAUACCACCAGAGCUUGCUAGUUAGAGGAUUAUGUCAUGUACAUGAGUUCUGUAAAUGUGCUCAACAGUUGGUGAAUCCUGUUUUUAAAGUGCUCAGAUUUUGGAUAUGUAAGCCAUGGAUAUAACAUUGUAAUUCAAAAUGUUUAUAUUAAAUAGCAAUAUUUUAAAUUUAUUUAUGUAGAUCACAUCAUUGUUAUCUUAUGCAGUGCAAAUAUGUGAAAUGCCCUGUUGUUUAUUCCAACAAUUAUUUAUUUUUAGAAAGUAAAUUUAAAAAGACUUUAAAGACAUUCAAGGUUUAAAGUGGUGUUCAAAUUUUAAGAUUUGGCAAUUUUAAUGGAAAGUCUCUUUUCCAACUUUAGAAAGUAAAAUAAGUGUCAAUUACAGGAAAACAGUUGGAAAUGGAAUCAUCUAAAGAUUAUCUUUAAAAUUAAGUUUAAUUAGCUCAUAUUUAGAGUACUUAUUAAGCCCCAGUUUUUUUUUAAUCAUAAUUUUUUGCACAUUGAUUGGUUUUUGUGCUGUGGCUUUUGUUGCUUUAUCAAAGUUUUUGUUUUUGCAGAAGGGAGGGCAUCUUCCAGUGUUUACUACAUUUAAAAAUUGAAUUUUAUUGUUCAUUUGUGUAAUAUUUGAUACCUUGGUGUAAUUUCACAGUACAGUUAACAAUUUUUAUGACUUUUAUAAUUACAGUGAUAUUUUCUUUUAUAAUAAAAUCCAAAGUAAAUUAAACAUUAAAUUGUAGAACUGUUAUAUUUCAUUUUUAUGAAGUACAAGUCUCUACCCAAGUCUAUAAUGUGAAUGAUCCUGCCUUUCAAAUUUGUUUCAUAAUUGUUAGAAGAAAACUAUUUUUUUGUAGAUGUUACUGAAGUUGAAAGAGCAAUAAAAGUCUACUUAAUUA